Umbelopsis ramanniana AG is the source of this 725-nucleotide messenger RNA. RefSeq lists its product as uncharacterized. The transcript is spliced from 2 exons. Bases 237 to 698 code for a protein of 153 amino acids. The record is from RefSeq and is a predicted model, not a curated record. NCBI's taxonomy places the organism in Eukaryota, Fungi, Mucoromycota, Umbelopsidomycetes, Umbelopsidales, Umbelopsidaceae.
UAGCUUUUGUAGCUCUGGGGACUAGCCAAGAGGACGAGACGCCACAAGUGAUUGCCGCUCGACUCAUCAAUGAGCGUAUGGGGGUUGAUCAAGGCUAUAAUCUCAAUUUGCGACACCCAGAGAAGUUUGGUAAAUGAUAUAUUCAUAGUGCAUACACACCGUUUGUACGAUUGCCACCUGAUCAAGAAAUUCGCCAAGGAGAAGCUUUUGGGUCACGACUUCCUUAUGUGCCGUCCAUGGCCCUUGCUGUGUUAAGCGAAUUCAAGUACUACGGGCCAACGGAAGCCAUUCUGUUCAAAGGAAGAGUUUCUCCCAAAACCGUCCAAUGUUAUCCCCGGCUCAAACCUGAGUAUCCCAUUACCAUCAAGUUUUCUACGUUUAACUAUGACCAUGCGGCGUCUCAGUGGUUUCAACGCACUCUAUCUGGUCCGGAAUAUCCAGGUAUAAAGGAAAUCACAGGCACCAUUCGCUCGGUACGCAUGAUUGGGCGAGAUCUUGAGCUUGUCAUCGAUCCUUUGCAAGAGUUAGUCCAAUACAUUAGUGUUGCCGACACCGUGAAGUUUGGAAGCAUAGAGUAUGGUUGGGGUCCCGCAUCUAGUUUUGGUUGCGCCCAUUGCACCAACGCGACAGCAGAAUGCCGGUGUCAAAGUCUCGAUACGCCGCCCACCGUUAUUUUGCAAAAGCAACGUCUUGAUUGAUAGCUAGACUUAGUGGCUCAGGUCGAG